Molecule: messenger RNA, 494 nt
Organism: Ceratina calcarata
Lineage: Eukaryota; Metazoa; Arthropoda; Insecta; Hymenoptera; Apidae
Product: histone H4
Exons: 1
Coding region: 79-390 (103 amino acids)
Cellular component (GO): nucleosome
Molecular function (GO): structural constituent of chromatin; protein heterodimerization activity; DNA binding
Source: RefSeq, a predicted model, not a curated record
CGAGCACUGUGGUGCGGAAGACGCAUUUCGAAUUUUUCACUGUUCGGAGUUAGACGUAUCCAAGUUCUCGUCUUCAUCAUGACUGGCCGUGGAAAGGGAGGAAAGGGAUUGGGAAAAGGAGGAGCAAAAAGACACAGGAAGGUACUUCGUGAUAACAUCCAAGGUAUCACGAAGCCUGCCAUCCGUCGUUUGGCUAGACGUGGCGGCGUAAAACGUAUCUCCGGUCUGAUUUACGAAGAAACUCGUGGUGUACUCAAGGUCUUUCUCGAGAACGUCAUCCGUGAUGCUGUUACCUACACCGAACAUGCGAAGAGGAAGACUGUGACCGCCAUGGACGUGGUCUACGCCCUGAAACGACAAGGAAGAACCCUUUACGGCUUCGGCGGUUAAAUCAUCAAGCUUCGGCUCCAAUUAUACAAACGGCUCUUUUCAGAGCCACAAAUAUUUGCUUCGUGAGAUAUCUCUCGUUUAUCAAUAAACACGAUAACACCUGA